AGACGACCCUUUUUAAUUUCAGUAUAUAUAUAUAUGUAGUGUACGUAAAAAAAAUUGAUCUAUACGAGCUCAGGAGUCUUACAUCAUAGUUGUCUCGUCAUGUUUGCACGAUCUGCUAUUCGUGCGGCCGGAGUGGCUUUGCCUCGUUCUGGUGCAGUGCGACUCGCGGCACACAACGUAGCGCCAGUCUGUCACAUUUUACACAACAAUGUGUCUACCACAGGGCUGCAUAAGCCGGCUCCAUUCCAAAAUCCAUCGCCUGAGGAGGUGUGCCAAAACAUCAUGUCGCAGAUACCGCAAGCCAAACCAAAGGGACCCAAAUCUAAGGAGAAAAGAACCUUCACGGUACUCGUGGACAAUCAGCCGGGAGUUUUGAGUAAGAUCGUUGACACCAUCUCUGCGCGAGGAUUCAACAUUGAUAGUUUGGUAGUCGGCCGGACCAAUCUCAAGGAGAUGUCGAGAAUCACCCUCGUGUUCUACGACACCCAGCACGCGAGCGCUCAGCUCUCGGCACAGCUUGAAGAUUUGGUCCCUGUGUGGGCGGUAUUCGACUACACGGACAUUCGUGUCAUUGAGCGAGAGAUGCUGCUUGUAAAGGUGGAUCUUGAGAAGGAGAAUGCCGACCUGCCUCUUCGCAUGCGACGGGACUUGAAUCGUCGCUCGCUGACCGAGAUGGCCGCUUUGUUCGGUGGUAUCAUUCAAGACGUCAGUCACGAGAAUGUCACCAUCGAACUGUCCACAAAACCUCAGCGUAUCGGAACGUUCAUGAGUCUACUGAAACCUUAUGGGAUCGUCGAGGCAACAAGAUCAGGUGUACUUACAAUGGCGCGAUCUCCAGUUGAGCCCGAUUACAUCCAAGAGGAGGAGGUUGAGGUUGAUCUUGCAUCUUUGCCUCCAAGUUAAGCCGCAUGAUACCUUUGUAAUCAAUGUAAAUACUGGUGAAUAAAUGCAAAAGAGAGUUUUGGACUCUUAUAUCACUUCAUCCAAAUCGAUUAUAUAACCAUUAAAUCCAGGUCUAGGUGUCCAUUUUAGUUGCC
Molecule: messenger RNA, 1037 nt
Organism: Sphaeroforma arctica JP610
Lineage: Eukaryota; Ichthyosporea; Ichthyophonida
Exons: 6
Coding region: 100-903 (267 amino acids)
Biological process (GO): branched-chain amino acid biosynthetic process
Cellular component (GO): acetolactate synthase complex; mitochondrial nucleoid
Molecular function (GO): acetolactate synthase regulator activity
Source: RefSeq, a predicted model, not a curated record